Pogoniulus pusillus (Red-fronted tinkerbird) is the source of this 7966-nucleotide messenger RNA. RefSeq names its product transient receptor potential cation channel subfamily M member 1 (gene TRPM1). The coding region runs from base 271 to 4896 and encodes 1541 amino acids. The transcript is spliced from 26 exons. Lineage: Eukaryota; Metazoa; Chordata; Aves; Piciformes; Lybiidae. The record is from RefSeq and is a predicted model, not a curated record. Gene Ontology annotation, cellular component: plasma membrane. Gene Ontology annotation, molecular function: calcium channel activity. Gene Ontology annotation, biological process: protein tetramerization; monoatomic cation transmembrane transport; metal ion transport.
CAAAAGGCUUGGAUAGAGAAGACCUUUUCAAAAAGAGAAUGCAUCUAUGUAAUUGCCAACACCAAAGACGUUACCAGAUGCUGCUGUGGACAGCUCAUUAACCAACACAUUCCACCUCCUCCAAGUAUAACGGCUAAUAAAAAUGGAGAAGAAACAAAGCAAGUGGAAGCUCAGCCAGAGAAAUGGUCUGUCAGUAAACACACCCAAACUUACCCAACUGAUGCCUAUGGAAACCUUGAAUUCCAAGGAGGAGGACAUUCAAAUAAGGCCAUGUAUAUCCGUGUGUCAUAUGACACUAAACCAGAUUCCCUGCUCCAUCUCAUGGUGAAAGACUGGCAGCUGGAACUGCCCAAACUUUUAAUCUCUGUCCAUGGAGGCCUCCAGAAUUUUGAAUUGCAACCUAAACUAAAGCAAGUAUUUGGAAAAGGUCUUAUCAAGGCUGCCAUGACCACAGGAGCUUGGAUUUUCACUGGAGGUGUUAGCACAGGUGUCAUUCGUCAUGUGGGAGAUGCCUUGAAAGAUCAUUCUUCCAAAUCCAGAGGACGAAUAUGUGCCAUAGGAAUCGCGCCAUGGGGCAUUGUAGAAAACAAGGAAGAUCUGAUAGGAAAAGAUGUAACACGAGUUUACCAAACAAUGUCAAACCCUCUGAGUAAGCUCUCCGUGCUCAACAGUUCCCAUACCCAUUUCAUUCUGGCAGACAAUGGUACGCUAGGUAAAUAUGGAGCAGAAGUAAAGUUACGACGUCAGCUGGAGAAACACAUUUCCCUCCAGAAAAUUAACACACGUCUGGGUCAAGGUGUUCCAGUAGUUGGGCUUAUAGUGGAAGGGGGUCCCAAUGUGAUCUCCAUUGUCUUAGAGUGUCUACGAGAAGAACCCCCUCUCCCUGUUGUGAUUUGUGAUGGUAGUGGACGAGCGUCGGAUAUUCUGUCAUUUGCACACAAGUACUCAGAAGAAGGAGGGAUAAUAAGUGAAUCCCUUAGGGACCAGCUUCUAGUUACCAUCCAGAAAACCUUUAACUACAACCGGAAUCAAGCUCAUCAACUAUUUGUCAUUCUUAUGGAGUGCAUGAAAAAGAAAGAACUUAUUACGGUGUUUCGCAUGGGAUCUGAAGGGCAACAGGACAUUGAGAUGUCUAUCUUGACAGCUCUCCUCAAAGGUACCAAUGCAUCUGCUCCAGACCAGCUCAGCUUGGCUUUGGCCUGGAAUCGUGUAGAUAUUGCACGCAGCCAAAUCUUUGUCUUUGGACACCACUGGCCGCCUCUAGGAAGCCUUACAGCUCCUGAUGGUACAGCUCCUGAGAAGGAAAAGAAAUCUCCAGCACCUCAGACUAAAGGAGCCAGAGGGAAAGGAAAAGGGAAAAAAAAGGGAGGAAAAGGAAAAGAAGAGCCAGAAGAAGAAACAGACCCAAGAAAGCUUGAACUCUUGAACUGGGUGAAUUCCCUGGAACAGGCUAUGCUGGAUGCACUGGUUCUGGAUCGAGUGGACUUUGUGAAACUACUCAUUGAGAAUGGAGUGAACAUGCACCACUUCCUCACUAUUCCUCGACUGGAAGAGCUUUAUAAUACUAGACUGGGUCCACCAAAUACACUGCAUUUGCUAGUCAGAGAUGUGAAGAAGGGAAAUCUUCCACCAGAUUAUCAUAUCAGUCUAAUAGAUAUUGGUCUUGUGCUUGAAUAUCUCAUGGGUGGAGCUUACCGCUGCAAUUAUACUCGGAAAAGUUUUCGGACUCUUUAUAAUAAUCUAUUUGGACCAAAGAGGCCAAAAGCUCUUAAACUACUAGGGAUGGAGGACGAUGAGCCUCCCACCAAAGGGAAGAAGAAGAAGAAGAAAAAGGAGGAAGAGAUUGAUAUUGAUGUGGAUGACCCAGAAGUCAGCCGCUUUCAGUACCCCUUCCAUGAACUGAUGGUAUGGGCUGUGCUGAUGAAACGGCAAAAGAUGGCACUCUUCCUUUGGCAGCGAGGGGAGGAAACCAUGGCCAAGGCACUUGUGGCCUGUAAACUGUACAAAUCUAUGGCACAUGAAUCUUCUGAGAGUGAGCUGGUGGAUGACAUCUCUCAGGAUCUGGACAACAACUCAAAAGAUUUUGGCCAGCUGGCUGUUGAACUCUUGGAUCAGUCCUAUAAACAUGAUGAGCAGAUUGCCAUGAAACUGCUAACCUAUGAACUGAAAAACUGGAGUAAUUCCACCUGCCUGAAAUUGGCUGUGGCAGCUAAACACAGGGACUUCAUUGCUCAUACAUGCAGCCAGAUGCUCUUAACAGAUAUGUGGAUGGGGCGACUACGCAUGCGGAAAAAUCCAGGCCUUAAGGUUAUAAUGGGGAUUCUCUUCCCUCCCACCAUCCUUUUCCUAGAGUUUCGGAGUUAUGAUGAUUAUUCUUACCAGACAUCAAGAGAAAAUGAAGAAGGCAGAGAAAAAGAGGAGGAAAAUGUGGAUGCAAAUGCAGAUACAGGCUCCAGAAAAGGAGAUGAAGAGAAUGGGAAAAAAAAACAAAAGAGCCUCCCAAUUGGAACAAAGAUCUAUGAAUUCUAUAAUGCACCUAUUGUCAAAUUUUGGUUCUACACAAUAUCAUACCUUGGCUACUUGAUGCUGUUUAAUUAUAUCAUCUUGGUGCGGAUGGAACGAUGGCCAUCGAUCCAGGAAUGGAUUGUCAUCUCUUACAUUGUGACAUUGGCUUUAGAGAAAAUAAGAGAGAUUCUGAUGUCAGAGCCUGGCAAGCUGAGCCAAAAAGUAAAAGUUUGGCUCCAAGAAUACUGGAAUAUUACUGACCUGGUGGCUAUCUCAGUAUUUAUGAUAGGAGCAAUUCUUCGCCUACAGAGCCAGCCUUACAUGGGUUAUGGAAGAGUGAUUUACUGUGUAGAUAUCAUUUUCUGGUACAUUAGAGUACUAGAUAUCUUUGGUGUGAACAAAUAUCUGGGACCUUACGUCAUGAUGAUUGGAAAGAUGAUGAUUGACAUGCUCUACUUUGUGGUCAUCAUGCUUGUGGUUCUGAUGAGUUUUGGUGUAGCCCGCCAGGCUAUCCUGCACCCAGAUGAGGAGCCUUCUUGGAGAUUAGCUCGCAACAUCUUCUAUAUGCCCUACUGGAUGAUCUAUGGAGAGGUGUUCGCAGACCAGAUAGACCUCUAUGCCAUGGAAAUUAAUCCUCCUUGUGGGGACAAUCUGUAUGAUGAUGAUGGUAAACGCCUCCCUCCAUGUAUACCAGGGGCAUGGCUCACUCCUGCUAUUAUGGCCUGUUACCUCUUGGUAGCAAAUAUCCUGUUGGUAAACCUGCUGAUUGCUGUCUUCAAUAAUACCUUCUUUGAGGUAAAAUCAAUAUCCAACCAAGUCUGGAAGUUCCAGCGGUACCAGCUGAUCAUGACAUUCCAUGACAGACCUGUCCUCCCACCACCAAUGAUUAUCUUCAGCCACAUCUACAUAAUCAUCAAGCGAAUCUGCUGUCGCUGCAGGAAGGGUGAAGGAGACCAGGAUGAGCGUGACAGGGGGCUGAAGUUAUUUCUGAAUGAUGAAGAGCUAAAAAAACUGUAUGAGUUUGAAGAACAGUGCGUAGAAGAAUACUUCCAAGAAAAAGAGGAUGAGGAGCAAUCAUCUAAUGAUGAACGCAUCAGAGUUACCUCUGAAAGAGUUGAAAACAUGUCCAUGAGGCUAGAAGAAGUGAAUGAAAGAGAACAUUUUAUGAAAGCUUCCCUUCAAACAGUUGACCUUCGACUCUCUCAGUUGGAAGAACUGUCUGGUCGGAUGGUGAAUGCCCUUGAGAAGCUGGCGGGUGUUGACAAAUCCGAGCUGACGUACACACGUUCGCGGGCUUCCUCGGAGUGCGAUGCUGCCUAUCUCCUGCGGCAAAGCAGCGUUAACAGCUCUGAUGGCUACAGCAUGUACAGAUACCACAUUGGUGGUGAUGAGUUAGCAUACGAUGACAGUACCACUCCUAUGUCACCAGCCUUGGGACCACGUAAAAAAGCUCAUUCUAUUGGUACCAAAGAAGAUGGAGCAGACUCAAAGAUGUUGGUUCCAGAACACCAUACUAGUCUGCAUUAUACCUCUAGUGCUAAUGCGGGCACCCCAGCAGAUGACAGUAAAUCUACAUUAGAAACUAUGCAGAAUGUUUCUACACCCCAUUCUGGUUCAGGUGGUUUGUGGGAUGAGAAGCAAGGGAUUUGCAAGAGUGAUGGAAUGAUUCCUCAGAGUAUAAACCAGAUGGAUACUGUUACAAACAGUCAGUCAGUACCAAGGUCUGACUUCCAGAACACUCAGUUAAAAGUAGAACGUACUAAGUUAGAAGCUACCAUCUCUUAUCCCUUGGACAAAUCUAAAGCAAUGCGCUAUUUUCCUCCUGAAACAUUCAGCGCUUGUCAAACCACUAUGAUGAAGUCAAGGAGCUUUAUAUUUGCACAGGGUGGGAAGCUGGUUGGAGGCGUUAAUAACUGGACCUCUGAGUAUAGUACCAUCAUGGAUCAGGUGUGCCCUUCAGCAAUUGAACAGUGGGCCACAGAGUGGAGAUACGAAGUUGAGCAGCAACUUUCCCAAGAACGUCCUCCAGAAUACCCUGGUUUUGCCUCUGAAGCAGAAAGGCAAGCAGAGCAGAAACAGUUACAGAUGGACACAGAUGAUGACAGUGAUGUUGGUGAAGCAGGUAUGAGUGCCUCUUACACCUCUAUGCCUACCACUGUCAAGGCUGAAAAAGAUAAUCUACUAUCAGUAAAGCCAGAAAGGACUUCUGGGUUCCCAUCAGUAAGGUCAAAGAGUUUGCACAGCCAUUCUCGGAAAGCCAAGUCUGUAAAGGACAAAUUAAAUAGACCAGGACAUGCCAGCAGCGUAACAAAUCUGGUGGUAGCAUUUGGCAGUGCAACAGAGGAACAGAAAGCUAGGCAAGAAAAUGCAUCCACAGAAACGGAAUGUUAAAGUGGCUUAUGGUUCCUAUUUCAAAGGCAGUCAAGAAAGCAGCAUGACUAACUGAACAAAUUAUGGAUUUUAAAAUUCAUUUGUAAUGAAUAAUGUGGCAUAUGUUUGUUUCUUUCCACUUUCUCUUCUGUUCUUAAAUAAAUGCUUGCUGGAUCAGGUGAAAAGGAGAUUGUCUCUCAGGGGCAGAUAUGAAGCAGGCACAGUCCACAAAAAACAGUACAGAUCUUUCUUUGUUUCAUUUUGAACUGACUCAUAAGCUCAUUUACUGAUGAGCUCUUUAUAAAAGCUCAUGAAAGAAGGGCAAUAUUAUAAUGUAUAAUUUAGAAUUUUUUCAAGGUUUGUUUUUAAUCUGAAAGAAUUCUUAAACUGAACACAUUUCUAACCAGCCUUAGUUUUUAUCCUUCCUCAUAUAGCCAGUUUCUCUGUAACCAGUGUUUUUCAGAUCUAAACAAAAUUGUUGGAGGCAAGGAAAAACAACACAGUUCCUUCUUUCACUUCUCAUUUCAUGCAUGCUUCUUAGCUCUCCUUUCAGAAAGGUACAACAUAGCUGUUUUCAUUCAUUGAAACAGGUCUGAGCAGCAAAAUAGAGUUCUAUUUGGAGAAAUCUGACCUGGAAGGCAUAGAGAGAUUCUUGACCUGUCCUUGAACUUUAGUGAUAUAAUCCUGCUUUCAGGAUCACACCUACCCCCACCCCAAAGCUGACAGCCUUAAACUGUUGAAAAACAGUGAUUUUUUGUUUUUUCAAAAUGUAGAGUAAGAAUAUGGCUUUUUGAAAAAUGCUUGCAAGUGAAAACAAAAGAAAACAGGGAAGGUGUUCUGAUUGGGUGAGAUCAAAAUGCAGCCAAUCUGUGUUGAAGCAAAUCUGCUGUGACAAUUUCGUCUUUUGUUUUGCAAUUUCAUUUUGGCAACACACGAGGAACAGGAAAGUUUCAUGGAGUCAUUCUAAACAAAGAACACAUUUUCCAGGUGAAAUAGAAAUUUUGUACAUUUUCUUGAGGAAAUUCCAAAAACAAAUGUGAAAGGGAAGAAAAAAAAGUCUGUGUAGCAGAAGUGUUUUCUAUCCCUCAGUGAUAAAAACCUGAAAAUCUACAUCUAUAGUAACAGUCUCCCAGCACACUUGUCUCAAGAGUGGUAUUCUAAGUAUUAGGUUUUGUAGUUUUCUCCAUAGUAAUAUGAUGUUAUUUGACUCAUUCUUCUCUGUUACCUUUUUGGAGUUUUGCUCUUUUGAAUAUUUAGCACCUCUCUUUGCAGGGGCUGCAUACCUCUGAACAGAUGAGAAAGGAAAUGAGUUAAAAGCAGUAAUUUGUUUACAGAAUACUGGUUAGAAGUGUAUGCUUAACUCAGUCAUUAUCAGGACUUAUGCAUACACUAUUCUGAAAAGAUGGAUUUUUGGCACCCCUGCAUCAGCACCACAGUAUGAAGGUCUCAGUAUCUCCCUUGAUAAUGCUGCUUACAGUACUUUGAAAUGUAGAGAUUGAUGGGAAAAUCUACGAAUGCAUUGAGAUGGCAUCAGCUUUUUAUUGUUUGUAUUAUACUUUUGCAUUCCAUCCAUUCUUAACACGUUCAAGUACUGUUAUCAUACUGAAUGAUCACAGUAACUGCAGAGACGUUUCUGAAAGUUCACUCAUCGUUUACGAUGGACUUUUGCUAGCAGGUUUACUAGUUCAGCGCUGUCAGAUCAGUGUGACAGUUUUCAUGUGAGCUUCUCUUUCUAACCAACUUUAGGGACAUUGACAUUUUGUAAAAACGGGAUGGCAUUUGAAAUUGUUUCACUUCCAUGUUUACUUCUGUGUUACCAUUCAGUGCAACUACAUAGCCAUUUUUGUACCUCCGGUUAAAACAGCCUCCAAUUUGCCAAUGCCUUUUUAUUGUUUGCCGGCACAGUCACCACAAACGGAUUCCUUCACAAACACAAAGGGACGCAGCUUUUCAGCGCUUUGCUAAACCAGCAGCAUGCAUUUUGGACAAAAUACAGCCUUGCAUACCUCUUGUUACUUUGUCUUUAUAAAAUCAUGCUCUGUUUGACCAGUUACAUUUUUAGCAUUUACAUGACAAAUUUACCAGAUAGCAUGUAGAUUUCAAACUAAACCAUUUUACCUUUGUGUUUACUUCCUUCCUUUCUGUACAAAUAUUUAUAAAGAAAAACAUGAAAAAGAUGUGCAUUCAGUAGAAUGGAUUUUUCACUAUGAUAUCAAAACACUUAUCUGUUUCUUCUUAGCGUGUGGACUGAACACUUUCUAAGCCAAGUUUCCUUUUUGUAACAUUUGCCAAUAAUUUUCCAUGAAGUUCUCUAUACAGUGAUGACUUCAUAAACCUUGGAUGGCAUAUUUAUAUUUUAAGGCAUUUAUGAGGCAUAGCACGAACUGAGAUGGUAAGCUCUCUGCCAUUAAAUGGUACGUACAGGGACUUGGGCAGAGUCACUUUAGACAUGCAGCUAUUUUUAUAUGUUUUAAAUAUGUCUCUGUAUGUAUGUAGAAGACCAAUAGUAGAUGUGGAGCACACUGAACAGGGUAACGAUCAACACACUUGCACAUCUGCCCGCAUGCCUUCUUGAACACUGGCUGAGAGGAUGCAAGGACAGAAUUUGCAUUUCUGAAGAUACAUCUGUAAUGCUGCUUUCAAGGAAGAUGUGCCACUCCUACUGCUCAGUAUGUGGUGACUCCACAGCAGUGUCACUGUGAAUUGCACUAACCAUUCUUUAUUAUGUGCUUGACCUGUAUUGAACCAACUCAAACCUAAAGACUAUGUACUCUAAGACUGUUUCUACAUGGAGACAUUACACUGAGGUAAUUUCAGUUUGUUCACCUUACAAUAUCUUGCAAUACAGACAUUAUACUCUCCCUCAGGGCAAAUCCUUUAAAUACAGUGACUGAGUAUAAUAUUUGCAUAAGCAGGUUCUGAACUCUACCAGCUGCUUCCACAAAUUACCCUUUUUUGACUUUGCUCUUGCAAGCCUCUCCUACAGCAGAGUCAUUCUUGCUAUUUUAGACGCAUGAUUUUGAUACCCGAAAACUAAGAAAGUCCAUUUUCCAUUUACUAAUUAAUUAAAGCAGCUAUUGAAACCUUCAAA